Molecule: messenger RNA, 408 nt
Organism: Schistocerca cancellata (South American locust)
Lineage: Eukaryota; Metazoa; Arthropoda; Insecta; Orthoptera; Acrididae
Exons: 3
Coding region: 1-408 (135 amino acids)
Source: RefSeq, a predicted model, not a curated record
AUGUCACGGCUGCAGCGCGGCGCCGGCACGUGGGCGUGGCGGGCGCUGCGUCCUCCCGGGCGACGCGCCCGCGCGAUCGAUACUCCCCGGUACGCCGCCCGGCUGCCGGCUGUGGCUAUGUACGGCUACACGCCCAGCCGCUGGCGUACGCCCGACCUGUAUGCGGGCCGGGCGCACGCGACUGCUAUCACUGCUGUUGCUGUUCCUGCUGGUGCAGCCGCCGCUACUGCUGUAGCUGUUGCUGCGGGUGAAGCUGUUGCAGCUGCUACCACUGCUGUUGCUGUUGCUGCUGGUGCAGCUUCAGCCACUGUUGUUGCUGUUGCUGCUGGUGCAGCUUCAGCCACUGCUGUUGCUGUUCCUGCUGUUACAGCUGCGCAGAGUGUAUUUGUUCCAAAAGGAAAGGCAUGA